AUGGAAACAGAAGGAUACCCGUGGGUGUCGACUGUAACAAUGGAGGACGUGGAUUUGCUCGGUGAUCUCAGGCCUAAGUUUCUCAUCAUGUGGGCAAAAGCCAUCCCGCUCGUCUUCCUGGCUGUCUCCACAGUUACCUUCAACAUGGUGGUUUUGUGGAUGUUCAAAAUGAAGAAAUCUUUGAGGAGUUGCAAGAACAUUUAUUUAGCCAGUCUGGCACUAGCUGAUCUCCUGAUUGGCCUGUGCAUGUUCCUGGCAAUUUUUCAGCAACUAAAGACUAAAGGCGAUUGGCUACCGGAAUUUUGGUGCCGUUUCUAUUUAAUCCUGAGACAAUCAGCGCUGUAUGUUUCUCUACUCAGCCUGGUGCUUAUCACCGGGGACAGAUGGUGGUCCAUUCACUACCCGUUUUCCUACAGAUCACGAACGCGUAAACGGUAUGCUUUUAUUGCUGUAGGGUGUGUUUGGGUAUUUGGAUUCGUUGUUCAUAUUCCACCGGUGACAUUAUGGAACGAUAUCACUAUUAAACUAAGCACGAAUACGUCUAGUGUCGACUCUAUCGUGUUGGAACUGCCCACUACAUGUGAACUUCCUUUCUCACAAAGUACGAUAUUUGUGUCUACAGCUUCGGUUGUCCAGUACUUUUUACCUCUAAUGGCCAUGCUUAGUUUAAAUUGCAGCCUCUAUGUAGGCAUUCUUCAGCGAAAGCAAAUUCAAAUUCGGCGAUCUGUCUCAACAUCAGAAAGGAUUGGAUGGCAUGAAAGACGAACGUCGGUAUCUUCAAUCCCUGAUUUUAGCUUUUUUGCUGAGGAAAGUAUUCAUCUCCUAAACGGCGCAAGCCCACGACGGUUUCACACUCGUAUGAGUACAUUAAGAAGAAACUCUGCCGAUGUAGUUCUUCUGAGAUCUGCUGCGUCGUCUCCCCUGUUUGGAAACAUGAACUCGCGUCUUGGGCAUAAAUCUAGAAGGUUCAGUUGGACGCCACGAAACAACUCCAUUCGGCCAAUGAAAUGCGGCGAGGAACUGGCUAAAAGUUUAUUGGUUAAACAAGACAGAAGAGCUGCUUUCUGGUUGGGUCUUCUAGUCAUUGUAUUUCUUCUUUGCUGGCUCCCGCACACUAUUGUAGGAAUACUGCAAUCGACCAAAUGUGUUAACAUCCCCCAGUGGACCAAAGACUUGACUCUGUGGUUUUUGCUCAUUAACUCGGCAGUUAAUCCUCUAAUGUAUGGAUUUUUCAACAGGGAGAUUCGUCGAGCCUUCAAGUACUGGUUGUGGGGAGAAACUAGCCCAAAAUGGCGGGUCAAAAACGCUUUAGCCUUAUACGGUGUUGGGUUAACCACAGCUGUAGCUGUACCUAAGCGUGUUUCGUCCGGGUUCGAAGCUGUGCCGGAGUAG
This is a messenger RNA of Candidula unifasciata, 1392 nucleotides long. NCBI's taxonomy places the organism in Eukaryota, Metazoa, Mollusca, Gastropoda, Stylommatophora, Geomitridae. The record is from the annotation of a GenBank genome assembly.